GGUGGCUCUGCCGUCGCGCCGCCGCCGACACGACUGCGCCUCCGAGAUGCUGCUGAACGAGUGAAAAUGCACUGAUUCUGGGUGUGCGUGUGUGUGCGUGUCACUAUGAAAGGUGCAGGGUAUGUCGUUGUGUGAGCGCACUUUUCGGGAGGAUUGCACUCUCUGCCAACAUGGAAUGAGCCGAUGCGGUCGCGACCGGGUGACGGUGGGGCCGGGGGGUCGGGGUCGGGGUCGGCGUCAACCGACCCGACCGGCGCCGACCGCGCCCCCCUACACAAUAAUUCGAAAGAGAAGAAAACGGAAAGCCCGUCGUCGCGCCGUGGCUGCUGCCUCUGCUGGUGCUGUUGCUGCACUUGUACCAGCCCAUCAUCAAGGAAGCAGGAGGACGGCAAGAGCAAGGAGCACGUCUGUUUGGACCUCAGUGGCGUCGAUUCGGACGCGCCCCCUCCAACAUUAGAAGACAUACGAAUGUGGGGCGAAUCUUUUGAGAAACUGAUGGGUUGUUCAGCCGGCAGGAAGGUGUUUAAAGAAUUUCUGCGGUGUGAAUACAGUGAAGAAAAUAUAUUGUUUUAUUUAGCUUGUGAAGAAUUGAAAAAAGAAAAAGAUGCAGCGCUAGUAGAAGAAAAGGCGAGGUUGAUAUAUGAAGAUUACAUCUCAAUAUUAUCUCCAAAGGAGGUGAGUCUCGACUCGCGGGUGCGGGAGGUGAUCAACGUGAAGAUGCGUUCGCCCAACUCACGCACCUUCGACGAGGCCCAGAUGCAGAUUUACACGCUAAUGCACAGAGACUCGUACCCCCGCUUCGUCAACUCGUCUGUGUACAAGAAGCUGGCGCAAUUGAACAAUAACAGUCGGAAGGACAGCGUAGCGUGACGCGUUGACCAGUGCGCUGUCCGCCCGCCGCCGCCGCCCGGCCACUGCGUACGCUCAAAGAUAUUAUUUAGUGGUGCGGUGUGCGCCAGGCCGCCGCCGCCGCCGCGCCGGCCACGUGCAGCCGGUGAGGUCGGCCCCCGCCGAAGACGCCCACGGCUGCCGGCCGGGCCGCCGUUUGCCUUUCACGCGGGACGCGGGACUUUGAGAGAGCGAUGAUCUUCGGCUGCCGUUGUGGAGCCUGAGCCGGCCAGGAGGACGUGGUGCACUCGAGCACGGAGCGUCAGAGGCUCGAUCUCAGCCGGCAGGGCGGCCGGCCUGCUCGCCACCCGCGCACCCGGUGACCAGUCGCCAGGCCAGGUCUCUCGAGGUCAGGUCAGGUCACCGCCGACCGCGCGCGACACCAGUCAGUGGGUAGUGUCACCUCUGUUUUGGUAGCGUUGCUCGUGCCGUCUGUUGGUGGGAAUUUUAAAUGCGAUCACCCUUGUACUUACGGCAUAUUAGCUCACCAAGCUGUCCCUCUCUCAAGUACUUUUUGUUAGUGAGGCUGCUUUUAGAUACCUUUUCAUCAAACAUUUCGCGUUGAUAUUUUCAUGGUGACUUUUGGAAGCAUUCUAGUCAUGUUUGCUCUUAAUGCUACCGCCAAUCUCACCGCAGAAAACUACCACUAAACGCACAAAAGCGCUGACAAAUCACCGCAGAGCUCAUACAUAACGCUUAUACAUCGCCGAACAUCAAAGUUCUGCUUACUAGGCUCUUUUUGCUGCUUCACGCUUUAAGAUGCAUCAUCGCGUUGGUACAAAGUUGAACGAGACGAUUUCUUGUGCGUCGCUUCAAAAGAAGAAGCGAUCUUAGGGCAACAGGUAUUUUGCAAGCUGCUUGACGACUAAAUACGCUUGCCGGACAAAUCUCUGGUAGCUGCGGCCGCCGGCGGACGGACGGAGGGGGUGGGGGCGUUAGUUGUGUGCCAUGAUCACUUCUGUUUUGACCAUUGUGGUGUGUCAGCUGGUCGCCGGAUCGUCAGGAUGUGGGAGAGUGAGUGAGUGGAAAAGAGUCAGGGAGAGAAAGAGAGAGAGCAGACGGAGCAGAGAGGCUGUCGGGGCGCCCUGAGUGUGGGGACCAUUGUUUGGCCGCCGGCCGCCGCGCUGGGUGCGUGGGCUGGCCGCUGACCGCCGGGCCGGCCCCGGGGACCGGUAGCCGGCCACCGACCGGCACCGCUCGAUACCGCCCAGACACGCGGCCGGGGCGCGCGCUCGCUCGGUGCGGCCGGGUCGGGUCGGGUCGGCCGCCGCACGCAGCCGCCGCCGCCGGCGCGCCGCCCGCCCGAGCCCCACUAUCGAUCCGUCGUCGGCUGGCGGCCGCGAUUUAGGUCACAGUGCCGCCGAUCGGCGCCGAGGAGCGCCCAGGAGACGGUCCGCCCCCGCCCUACCAGCACGCCGCCCGGCCCGGCCGCCGACUCCGGUGCUCAGCAAUAAAGUCAGCCACAAGGCGUGCCGUCUGCGCGCCUCUCUACUUCAGCUAGCGCAGUUUUGUUUGUGUUGACAUGCGCUCAGGGGACUUGGCAGAGGGCGCCGAGCGGCCGGCGUUCCGGACCGCCCGCCCGGCGGCCGCGCGCCGCCUCCCCGGGUCCGGAGGCGGCGCGGCGGCCGUCCGGAGCGCCGCCACCGCCGCCGUCAGUCGUCUCCCCCUGACGGCGGCGCCGGCGGCCACUGCGGUGGCGCCCCUCCUGCCCAACGGCCACCGGCCCAGCUAGCUUUAACAGGCGCAGGUGUCGCAGAGGGCGCACCGGCGCCGACCGCGCGCGCGCGUGUAGGACGGGAGAGCGUUCCUCAAUGUACUUGGCGAGUGUGUGACCGUGCAUAUGUUCCGGUGAUGCCUGUGUGCUGGCUGACGCGUCGGUCCCGAUACUGAUAAGCUAGGUUGAUCAGAGUCGGCUCAACAGGCUGCCAGCCGGCCUGAGCGCCGACAGGUUCACGUCAUAAUAUCGUUCAUAAUUUCCAUAAUAUGUGUUAAGUCACAAUGAAUAAAUGUAUGGUAAAGUC
This is a messenger RNA of Amphibalanus amphitrite, 2909 nucleotides long. It is a transcript of the gene Dhit, whose product is annotated as regulator of G-protein signaling 20-like. Lineage: Eukaryota; Metazoa; Arthropoda; Thecostraca; Balanomorpha; Balanidae. The transcript is spliced from 6 exons. The record is from RefSeq and is a predicted model, not a curated record. The coding region runs from base 184 to 870 and encodes 228 amino acids.